UCAGGACGACUUUUGUCGUACUCCCGAAUUAAACCAUUUCUUAUAAAACGACUAUUGUCGUCGUUACAGUUUAAAGGAUUAAUCGGACUCUGGUAGUAAGACCCAUCACUGAUAAGAAAUUUAAACAGAUUUAUGAUAUGCAAAAUUAGAGGCUACUUCCAUUUAACGGGAGGGAAAAUUUAGAGCAUUAAGAGGUUGCUUUCCAUUUAGGUAACUUCUUAAAUAUUCGGAGGGUAAUUCCCAUUGUUUUGGAGAGACAUUAAAUUACUUCCGCAAAUUAUAUCCUUAAAUCUAUCCCAAUUAAUUUAGUCGUCCUAAUGGAUGAUACUGUUCCAGACUUUCGAGAAUUACUAGCGAAAUAUGGUGGAGCCGUUACUUGACAAUACAAAUAACGUUGCCAUAUUUAGAGAAGUCGGAAGAUAUCGGCCGCAAGGAAGAAAAAGGCCAAUCUGCGGAUUAUGACAUGAUGUCAACUUUAAGAAGCAUCUGUGAGGCUGUGAAUCCGCAUGAAUCACGAUUUACACAAUCGAUAAAAUCUGCAACUGAAAUUUUACCAAUUCUCCUUCAAUGGUGUCCAAACCUGGAGUUAGUUAUCGCUGCAGAGCCGAUGCUUCACGAACAAUGUGCAGAAUUCAAGUAUUUUCAACCCCCAAAAACGCAUGGAUUAAUCAAGACGCCAAAAGUUGAAAGAAUGAUGUUAAAUCUUGCCCCUUCUAGUAGAAUAUGUAUUAACUUUUUUUCAAAAAUGAUAUCUGCAUGCAAAGGGUUAAUCUGGUUGGGUACUAGAGGCGACAGUGAAUCACUCCAAAUACUAUGGAGAAGAAUUCUUGCAUCGUCAGCAACUGGUGAAUGGACAAAAGUCGAGUCAAUUUGGUUCCAGUGGGAUGUCUUUCAAAAAUUGGAUAUGAACCUAUUGCGGAAGUCGUUUCCGAACUUAAAUAGAUUUGACAUUGACAUCAACCUUAAAACUAAUGAUGGAACCACUCGUGCGGAAGGGAUUCCAAAGAUGAAUACAAUUUUACACAUUUCAACCCUCCAAUUAACAUUCUCUGAAACGAAAAAAAUAUCGAUUGAGUCGUUAAGAAAAUCUAUUUGCACUAUGUGUUCUACAUUCCCAAAUUUGACUUUAUUCGUGAUCGUGGCUAAUGUUUUGCCAAACAAAGUCAGAUUAGUAUCAAGGGACACGGAUCGUUACUCAGGCAAGGCUGGUGGUACGGAUGAGGAAUUGAACAAGGAAACUUUGGACGAAGAUGAACAUUUUGCCUUGGUAGUUUUUAAACUUGUCCAGCCAUAUGAACACAUUCUGUUCAGGUUUCUUAAUUUCCAGUUUCAAAUGAAGCCUGAAAUCAAGACGCUUAUGACAACUCACGACAUCAAGAACGUAGCGUUCCAGUAGAACGAUUUAGAUAUGUUGGGAUUUACAUAAAUAUAUGUGACGUUUUCUCCUUUUCGUAGAUUACGAAUUUUCAUGGUCUUAUAAAUUCUAUUUAUGUAUGUACUUCGUGACUACGGUUUCCCAUAUGUACAUAUAUAUAAAGGUGGCGUACCAUUACCAACUUGGCCAACUUGUGUCAAAUCAAUUUGAAUUUGAUAAUGGUAUUCUGACAAGCAUGGCCAUGUAGUCAUUCAAACUUUCAAGUACAUAUGUAUGUAUACCUAUAUACGAAUAUCUCUUUUAACCAUGCAUACCAGACUUAUAAUAUAAAUAAGGUUAAAACGUUUAACUUUUAAACAGACCGAAUAAAAUGGUUAUCUUGGUCAGAAUCUACAGUAACCUACAUUUUCUUAGCUUAAAACGCCAUAUACACUUGCAUAUACAUACAUAUGUACAUAAAUCUAAUCUAUCAACAUUGCCUUUUCAAGAAACUUAUAUUAUGUAA
Messenger RNA from Folsomia candida, 1880 nucleotides. RefSeq lists its product as uncharacterized. The record is from RefSeq and is a predicted model, not a curated record. The transcript is spliced from 3 exons. Lineage: Eukaryota; Metazoa; Arthropoda; Collembola; Entomobryomorpha; Isotomidae. Bases 464 to 1396 code for a protein of 310 amino acids.